AUGCCCGCCGCCGCCGUCGCUCCUGCCAAUCGCGGACAUAAUGUUUUCUCCAACGCCUUCCGGGGCAGGAGUCGGGCCGCUUCGGAAGUCGGCCCCCAAUCACCACGUGGGAAAGAGCAGCCGCAGAUGAGCAAAGCCGCCUCGUAUACGUACUUCCCGCGCGUCGACGAUCUGGACCAGUCGUCCGCUGUGGGCGUGAAGGGGACUGUCGCAGAGGGGGAGUUGCAGCAGCAGGCGCAUGGGGAAAGAACGUCGGACAGCUCGGGUGGAUCCAGCCCUUGUUCAGAGGAAGAACCCGAAAUCGAGCAGAUGCCAGAACUGAGGCCUAAGCUCGAGUCCAUUAGCUCGCGCCGGUCGUCGAGAUUUCUUUCCUUCUCCAGCAGGAGCAGAGAGCCGAGCGCUGAGCGCAAGUCGGAGCGCAAAGCCGACCGUGGCCGCAAGGACGCAGUCAAGCACGAGGACGAGCCGAGCGUCUCCCCAGCACGAUCCAUGUCAAAGUUACGCAGGAAGUCCUGGAUCACCUCGCCUUCCCGGGAGAAGUCGAAAAAGGAUGAGAACACAAAGAAGAUCCAAGAAGCCAACAAGCGAAAGACAGCCAGCACUGCCAGCAUUCCUGAGACCUCAGAAGCGAACACCACCACCACCUCAUCCGUCCAGCCACGAGCGCCCAUUAGCAAGAAGAACAAGCGUCUCAGCGGUCUUUUCAACGCCACCGUCAACGUGCCUCCAGUUCCCGCGGUUCCCAAGUCGUUUUCCACUGAGAAGCUGCCGCUGAGCACGCAGCCGCGCACGCCGCUCAGCCCGACUGGUGUGCCCCCACUACCGCGCAACGUCUCCCACGAGAACUUCAAAGGCGUCAAGACGGAGCCGCGCAAGAAGGAUGAGCUCUGGACCGUGUUCCGGACGCUCGACGCGGAUUUGCGCAAGUUCCAGUCCAAGUCCCUUGCGCUGAAAGCGAACGUUCUCCGAACCACUCUCCUCCCUUUUCUACGCACUUAUGCCUCGCACCCCUCGAACCACAAGCUUAGGCCAGAAGAUCUCGACCGACGGACGAAUAUCCUCAAUGCAUGGUGGACAGGCCUCUUGGAGCUUGUAGCAGGGCGAAACAAUCAGUCCAUUUCGGGUACCGACCGUCCAGCCAUCCUCGAAGCCAUUGCGGGUGUAAUGGAGCGGCCCGAGUGGAGGCUCUCACCAUCACCGUUUUGUGCGCUUGCAGACCGCUCCGAGACGUCCUCAACUUCAACCCUGGGCUCAGCUGCGUCCAGCUCCUCAGACUUCCUUGCUGAGUCUGUGUACCACAAUGUACGAAACACUUUCACGCAGAAUCUCUCCGCUCAGAUGAGAUUUGUCGUUGAGAAAAUGUCGCAGCGAAGUGCAGCAGCCAGUCUCGUGACAUUUUGCGGAAAGACGUGUGCCUAUGCCUUCUGUUUCUGUCCAGGAAUUGCCGAUAUCCUGGUUCGACUGUGGGCGCCGUCCACAGAGAUGAUGAGGCGCGUUCUGGAAGAAUCAGGUGUUUCCAAAAUGGACAGAUUAGACGCUGUCUCUGACCGCAUCGUGGCUUCAUUUCCGCCCAUGCUGCAUUCCUUGAAGUAUAGCACUCUCGGGAAGCUGGCGAGAACGCUGCGUCAACCAGCAUCACCACCUUUCGGCACGGCAGACCUUGAUUGGUAUGGUCUCUGGAUGAAGCGCUGGGCAGGCUCAGAAAGCGAUCUGUUCUACGUUUUUGUCAAGCACUACCACAUCCUUGUCACGGAAUUCCUGCCAGUCGAGCCUUCUGACGCGGAACGCAUCUGCGUGCCAGGCCUUAUUCCAGUACAUGCGCAAAUCCUCGUCAAUCUAGACGCGACAAUCAAUCGACACACUGCACCUCCACAACUCGAAGACCCGGGAGCUGCAGCAGUGGCUCCUAUCACUUUCGACGACGUGCUGGAAACGGAUGCCAACGCAUCGGCUCUAGCCAUUCCGGCCGCAAACGCCACUCGUCAGAUGCAAGAGAACCGUCUCGUAAUGCUGAUCCGCGACUUCCUUUCUGAACGCAACGCACAUCUUCAACCUGCAAGGCGGAUCUUCGCAGAGAGCUUCUCCCGCUUGCUACGAGCGCAGGCGCGCAAGAUUGCGAUAUACGACAAUAAUGCUUGCUACACACUGUGCGAUUUCCUCGAGGAAGCAUUCGCAAUACUAGUCAGAUACGAACAGAGCGACAGAGAGCAUCACUCGGUCAUGGACUGGACGUUUUGGCUUUCCGUCUGUAAAAUGAUGACACAAAGCCACAACACAGCGACAGAGAUCAAGCUUUACGCUUUCCUGUACAGCAUCUGGCCUACGAUUGCUGUGGAUGAACGAAGAAAAGCCAGUCUCUGCCUGGACUUUAUUCUAGAGCCGGAGUUUUUUGAGAGCAGAUUCAAUCAUUGGUGUCCUAUGGUCCGAUCCUACUUUAUGCGGCUGAUUUGCUGGCGAGUUGCUAGAUUCGACGGAGACGAUACUGAUAUCGAGAUCGCAAUCAAGCGGUCUUUGAGUGACCGACUGCGUUCUAUCUGGUCACACUACCUCUGGCUUCAAGAAGCGGCUGAGCACGACAACACUGUCAUUCCCUCUACGACUGCUUGCAACCCUGCACCUGGCCGACGCUUCCUCAUCAUACGUAAUGAUAAUCCUAUUGUAGCCAACAAUGGUCCUUUCCUGUCAUUCGACGGCGUGGUGCAGAAUCCGCAUCAACGCAAACCUUCCCCUUCCAACCCUGUACCACCAGAGCCUGAAGCCAUUCGGCCCACCUCUGCUUUGUCGACAGAUUCGCACGACUUUCCGGAUGAAGACGCAACCAAGGGCAAAUGGAACAUCCUCAAAAGUGUCUUUGGAGGCAGCUCGAAGCAAGCUGCAAAGUCCAAGGCAGUCACCACAAAGGAGAAGGAGAAGGAAAACACAAACAAGGCCCCAGCUGUAAAGCCUACCCCGGAAGCCGCCGAGAAGCCUCCAGUGGUCGAAAGACCCGCACCGAUACCCCAACCUAGCAGCACCACGCAUCGCUCCUAUAGCUUCCGCUUCUCUCUCGAAUGGGUGGACAAGCGCUUUGGCGCAUACCAAAAUAUGCGUUUGCAGCCGCCUCGACUUCCGCUACCUGCUCAAAUCCUUCUGCAACAAAAGGGUAUCAACAUCGACGCAGUGUCCAGUGCACAACCAACAGGUGCCGCCGCAACAUCGAGUCGCUACGCUGGCCGCGCACUUGCGGAAUGGACAUUUGUGAGCCACGAGUGCCAGAAUUUCUUCGACCGUAGGAAGAACGAAGGCGUCCCAGUAAACAGACAAGUCGAGACCCCAACUCUCAAUGUCGAAGCAUUCAGGCGGCCUGGCUAA
This is a messenger RNA of Parastagonospora nodorum SN15, 3351 nucleotides long. RefSeq lists its product as hypothetical. NCBI's taxonomy places the organism in Eukaryota, Fungi, Ascomycota, Dothideomycetes, Pleosporales, Phaeosphaeriaceae. The record is from RefSeq and is a predicted model, not a curated record. Bases 1 to 3351 code for a protein of 1116 amino acids. The transcript is spliced from 4 exons.